AUGGAAAAGAACCAAGUUGCAGUAGUCACCACUUCACCAGCAGCUCAAGAAGGAGUAAAUACAGAGGAAGGAGGUGACUGGAAACAGGCCAACUAUGUUGGAAACUCACCCAGGCAAUCCCAUGAUCCAUACUCCAAAACCUACAAGCCUGGUUUGAAGAACCAUCCAAACUUUGGGUGGAAAAACCAACAAGAUCAAGGCCAAGAUUAUAGAUGCCACAACCCCAGCAAUAAUGCAGCCUACCAACAUUCCACACAGAGACCAUAUCAAAAUCAAAAUGGCCAAUCUCAACACUCUAACCCCAAUCCACCACCACCAUCUGAAGAUAGGCUCUCCAAAAUUGAGGUUCUGCUUGAAGGAAUAUGUAAGGAAGUUGAAGAUAGUAGAGUGUUCAGGGAAGAAGUGCGGUCCAAUAUGCAAAAUCAAGAUGCAGCCAUCAAUAAGCUUGUGACACAUAUCAGUUACUUAUUCAAGCAAGUCCCCAGCCACAUUGGUAACAAUACUAGUGUAAACUCAAGGGUGGAGUGUCAGGCUAUCAUCCUCAGAAGUGGAAAGGCAUUGAAAGAGACCACCAAGGAACCACAAGAGAAGGACAUGGAUGGAGAGGGGAGAGGGCAAGAAGAAAUUCAAGCUCCUGCUCCUAACUCACAUCAAGAAGAAGAAGUACUGAAGCCAUAUGCCCCAAAAGCCCCAUACCCUCAGCAAUUGAAGAAGAGUGAGGACGACAACCAAUUCUCACGAUUCUUAGAAGUUUUUAAAAGACUACAGAUUAACAUACCCUUCGCUGAAGCAAUAGAGCAAAUGCCGCUCUAUGCUAAGUUUCUGAAGGAAUUGAUGACCAAGAAGAGAAGCUGGAGGAGCAAAGAGACUGUGGUACUAACCGAGGAAUGUAGUCCCAUCAUUCAGCAUAAGUUACCCCAGAAAUUGAAGGACCCUGGGAGCUUCCAAAUCCCUUGUAUCAGAGGGGAAAUCACAGUGGAAAAGGCUUUGUGUGAUUUGGGAGCCAGUAUAAAUCUGAUAUCCUUAACAAUGAUGAGAAGAAUAUGGAUUGAGGAGGCCAAACCAACAAGAAUGGCCCUUCAAUUGGCAGACAUAUCAUUCAAGUUCCCUUAUGGAGUAGUGGAAGACUUGUUGGUGAAUGUGGGAGACUUUAUCUUCCUAGCAGAUUUUGUAGUGUUGGAUAUGGAGGAAGAAGCCAAGGCCUCUAUCAUCUUGGGAUGGCCAUUCUUGGCUACUGCUGGAGCCAUCAUCGAUAUCCAAAAGGGUGAACUUACUCUUAGGUUACAUGAUGCGAAGAUGGUGUUCCACGUAUUCAAAGCUAUGAGCUAUCCACUGGAAUCACUGGGAGAAUGUAUGCGGUUGGAUUUAGUGGAAGCUUUGGUACAAGAGACCUUUGAGGAGGAAGAACUUUAA
This is a messenger RNA of Arachis stenosperma, 1413 nucleotides long. RefSeq lists its product as uncharacterized. Lineage: Eukaryota; Viridiplantae; Streptophyta; Magnoliopsida; Fabales; Fabaceae. The transcript has a single exon. The record is from RefSeq and is a predicted model, not a curated record. The coding region runs from base 1 to 1413 and encodes 470 amino acids.